Caenorhabditis sp. 36 PRJEB53466 is the source of this 2950-nucleotide messenger RNA. The record is from the annotation of a GenBank genome assembly. NCBI's taxonomy places the organism in Eukaryota, Metazoa, Nematoda, Chromadorea, Rhabditida, Rhabditidae.
AUGGUUGUUUGUCUCAUGCGAAUCUCUUCGAAAUCUCGCAAAAUAAUCGCGAUUUUCGACGCGGUUCUGAUCGUCACUUUGAUUUUUCUCGAAACGUUUCUAGUAUUGCUCAAAAUCGAUAAGAUUUGUGAGUUUCACAGGUGAGCAGCUCUCCAGAAUCCGAAUCCACGAUAUCGUUUGCAGUCUCGGAGUCUAUUCCUAUCUGUGGGAGCACGAUUCUCUGUUCCUUUGCUCCGGAUUCAUCGUCGGCGGGCUCUUGCUCUUUUCCGUUUCCUUGCUCGUUUUCGUGUUCGACGUGGCGGUUUCGCAGGAGAAUGAGGAGUUCCACGUGGAAAUGAGCGACUACUCGGUGAGUCUUCGGGUCUCGCCACGAAUACCGUCGCUUCCAGUCGUCCAUCUACCUUCUGCUCGUCUCUUUCGUUCUCUGCGUGCUCAGUUUCGCCCUUUCGCUCCGUCUCUCCACCGAGUUUGACCAUAAAAUGACCAGUCUUUUGAUGAGGGUGGGUGAACGCAAAAAACUGUGUCAUUCAUAACAUGCUUGUGUGCAAACAGAGUUAUUUGAACUAUGAAAGGUCGAAGGAAAGUCAGACGCUCGUCGAUCGAAUACAUGUUGGUCAGAAGACAUGACAAUGAAUGUAUCAUCAAACGUUCAGAUGGAAUACUCUUGCUGCGGGGUCAAUUCGAUCGAGGAUCUCGUCGAUUUGUCAGAAGUGGACGAAAAGCUGCCGCCGCAGACGAGACUGUGGUCUUGCAACGAAUGGGAGUACUGUAGUGUCCCGUUGAGCUGCUGCAAAUCGACGUCGUGCUCCCAGAAAGUGGAAUUUCUGGUGGAUGGAUGGGAUCCGGUGAAAAUAAUGGAGAAGUGGUUCAAUAAGAGAGGUGCUCAAGAGAAGAGCUGGAUAGUUUUGAACGUUCAACAAUUUCAGGUUGUGUCAAAGAGAUGGACCGCGCAUUUUUCUCCUUCGGAUUCUCUGAACAGAACGUCAACGACUUUCUGAUGAUUCUCAUUCUGGGAUUCCAUUUGUGCGGGCUCAUUCUUACGCAGAUUCUCGUCACUGCAAGUGCCACGUUGCACGGAGCUCGUCUGGAACUGUCGGAAUACUCGUACGCGUGGCUUCUGGAUGUUGGACAACCUGAUCCGAAAAAACUUCUGAAGGUUUUGUCAAGACUCCACGACUCACGAUUUCCAUUUGUUCUGAAUUCAGACUUUGAAUCCUGAACUUCUGCAGUCAGAGUCUUCUAGUCAGCCCAAAGAAGAAGAAGAAGAGGGCGAGGUGCAGCCUCCAGAAGUGGAAGUUCCAGGAGGACCAUCGGACGUCGAGUUUGUGACUAACGGAGAAACGGCAAGUAGCAAGGCAUCAGACGGAACUACCUCCACUGGGAAAGAGGAAAAUGGGACAGCUACCACGUCUGCGUCGGCUUCUUCCACUAAAAUCGUCGGCAAUAUUUCCGCAGCGCCGUCUGAAGAAAUGAUUGUGAUUGACGCGGAUAAUCUGUUGAGAAAUCAGGUCGCCGCACCUGGAAGUUCUGGAAAACAGUCGAAUUCGGAUGAAAGGUAGCGAAGAAACCGUCCAAAAGCCGGCAAAAGCUCCAGCGGCACGAAAGCCAUCGAAAAAACCUACUGCGAAAAGAUCGAAACCGAAAGGCAAAUCGAAAGGGACGAAGACGAAACCGAAGAAGAGCACUGCCAAGAAGAGUGCUCCGAAAAAGAAACCUGUUUCAAGACCCAAGAAAAAAAAAUAAAUUUUCGUUAUUAACUUUUUUUCAAUUUGUUCAAGCAAUUCGCUUUUAUCCAAACUUUUCAAUAUGCGCAAAAUUACAGUAAUUUGCUAUUUUCGUGCCAAGACCCAGCGCAAAUCUGCAUGCUCCUUUAAAUCGGCAGUUGACGAAUUCCAGAUUUUCAAAUCGACUUUUCUAGGGAUUCUAGAUUUUUUCGUUUUCGAACGCGUUUUUUUGCUAUGAAUAUAACAAUUAAACAUAAAUAUUCUAAUACUUUCAGGUUCUUGCCGUCUAUUCGGUUCGAGGGGCAGUAGUGCAGAUCGAUGGUCGGUCCGCCCUUUUACAGAUUUCAAAACGAACGGAUUGGGAGUUCAACUAUUGGCAGAAGCGAUGAAUCUGUAUCUCAAGAGGUGAAAAAAGCCAGAAUCAGAAUGAAAAAAUGAGAUUCUAGUGUUGCAGGUGUUUCCAGAGAGCGAGCGCUGGUGGCCGGCGUCUAACACCCCAGAAGAAUGGAUACUGCCUUUGGAGAAAACGCUAAAAUGUUCUGAAACUCCGAAAAUAUCAAAGAACAACUGGCGAACCUUUGAGAGAGAAGCAUUUCGGAACGAAAAAGUAACGCAGGAAACAGUAAAUCCAGGUGAGUAGGUUAUUUUCUGAAUUAAGAAUAGAAAAUGGUUAUUGCAGAAGAGAUGUGCGAAAUAUCGAUCACUUCGAGAAAGGUUUACUAUUCGGAAACUGCGAACAUGAAGAUUGGAAGCGGAACACUCGUAAAACAGUUUUUUGUUCCCACCUCCGGGCCCACACUCAAGCUGUACAUCAAUUGCAGCGUUGGUAAGUUGAGUUUAUUGGAGCCAGCUCUAACAAUUGAGUCACAGCGGAUACGGAAAAGUUCGAGGGCAUGAGAAAGUACUGCAAGGAAGCGCUGCUGAAUGAGCCGGACGCAGCCAGCCGAUGUGAGCUGUUCCCCUCACAAAUCCUGGUAUUUAAAUGAUGGUUUCAGCAGCAACAGGAGGCAAGUGUAGCCUUCUGACGAAGACCGUUACACAAACUGGCGAAAUGACGAUGGAUGGUCGGUACGAAGUGCUCACUGUGCAGAGAUAUACAUUCUCGAAGAACGCCAGAGUGACAUUCUACGUGUCCGCUGGUUCGUUUUGCACAAAAUGUAAACAAAGUGUGGUAUUUGUUUAUCAUUUAAGGUUACGAGGUCAUUGAGCCGUCGGAUGUCUUCUAA